GAGCUAUAACUCCCAAAAUAUUCUCAACUGUAGCUUUCUUAAUGUAAUAAUUGUAUAUAUUAUAUUAAAGCUUCAGUAGCAAAUUCAACCUUUUUGUCUUUACCUUUCCCUAUAUAAGCAACCACUUCCAAGAAGUACCCAUCUUAUACUCCCAACAAACUCUGUAAACUAUCCAAGCAUGUCAGCUUCUACUUCAACCACUCAACUAUUUCAAGAUUUUCUAGGGGACUUUUACUCAAGGAGAUUGCUACUGCAGGCCCCCCUUUACCAAUCACCAGCUGCAGCAGCUCCUCAAGCUCCGGAGUACAGCAACAACUCAUCAGAAACUUACACUGGAGAUAAAACUUUCGAUGCAAAUGUGGUUAUGGUCCUCUCAGUCCUCUUAUGUGCCUUGAUUUGCUCACUUGGAUUGAAUUCCAUUAUUAGGUGUGCAUUAAGGUGCUCUAACUUAGUAGCUUCUGAGUCUGCUAGCAAUUCCACAACUCAAUUAGCCAAUACAGGAGUCAAGCGAAAAGCAUUAAAGACUUUCCCAACAGUAAACUACUCAACCGACCUGAAGCUGCCUGGUCUGGACACAGAGUGUGCGAUAUGUCUUUCAGAUUUCACACCUGGUGAGCGUGUGCGUCUUUUGCCCAAGUGCAACCAUGGAUUUCAUGUCCGGUGCAUCGACAAGUGGCUCAGUUCACACUCGUCCUGCCCUACUUGCAGACACUGCCUGAUUGAGACAUGCCAAAAGAUUGUUGGUUGCAGCCAAGCUACCUCAUCAGAACCUCCACCAGUGCAAGAAAGUAUUGUGAACAUAGCACCACUAGAACCUGAAGGUUUGAUACGCAAUUACAGAGUUAGCUAAGUAUAUUGUUUUUUCUUCAAUUGUAUAAUAUGUUGGCUUAAGUUGAGCCUCCAACCUGAAAGAUGGCAUAGAAGACUUUUAUUUAUGUAGGUUAAAGACUACUAUUCCCAAGAAGUGUAGUGUAGAUCUAAAUGUACAGUUUGAAUUUGUAUCUUGUUUCAAUUUUUUUUCCUCUCUCAAUGUAUACUAAAAUUGCAGUUAACUGCAAUUUCUAUAAAUACUUAAACAAAUUCAAGCACCAAGCAGGAUUCCUU
Messenger RNA from Manihot esculenta (cassava), 1104 nucleotides. Its product is annotated as RING-H2 finger protein ATL78. The record is from RefSeq and is a predicted model, not a curated record. Lineage: Eukaryota; Viridiplantae; Streptophyta; Magnoliopsida; Malpighiales; Euphorbiaceae. The transcript has a single exon. Gene Ontology annotation, molecular function: transferase activity. Gene Ontology annotation, biological process: protein ubiquitination. The coding region runs from base 179 to 850 and encodes 223 amino acids.